GAGCAGCAAGCGACACAUUCCUAACCGUCGACUUCACGUGAAGAAUUUGACAGCCUGCGAUAUUGAACCAAUACGCUGCUAUAUCUUCUUGAUAUACAUCACAGCAUUUUCGCAACCCUCGAAGUUGAUUGAUCUAUUAUGCGAACUUCGACUACUGCAAAGAUGAAGUACUACGCUGGCGUAGCAUUCUUUUCGUUGCUCAUUGGGACUGUGGGAGGAAACAAGGGCGCAACGAGCAAACCACCAACUUGGGUAACAUACAGCCCACCACCAGCAUCAAGCAUCGCCACAGCGACCUCAUCGUCUAUGGCUCCAACGCAAGAGUCGACUCCAACUUCCCCAACUGUACUUACCAGAUCUUCGUCAGCCUGGUCAAACAAUACCUCCAUUGCCUCCUCGACCGUCAUCUCCAUGUCCGAUGUAGUCAGCACAUCGACAUCUUUUCCCGGUAUCACCUUGGCGACCUCACCCUCUCCCACCCCGAGUCCUACUUCAGGUCCUCAACCGUAUACCUUCUUAGUCGAGAUAAGCAACCAACGCCAACACGUCGGCCAAUGGUACGGUCGCUACAUAUCCGAAGGUCUGACCGAUACGCUGAAGAAUCGCUGCGACGACGACGAAACUGGCGCUAAUACCUGCAAAACCAAGAAGGACAAAUUCGACAAUAUUGAGUACUCAGACAAAUCCGGUUUCGUGGACAAGCGUACAAACUUCGUUGAAGUCAAAGUUGAGAGUGACUAUAUCCCGGGUAAAAACGAAGGAGGGGUUAAUUACAACGGAAAGUCACUGCAAAACACUUUCAUCGCCCAAAUCGCAGAUACCUUUCAAAAGAGUGGCGAUGAUGAUAAGAACUGUUACAAGUUCGACCAGAAGUCUACGAUUUGCCCUGGCUGCAACCCCAAAUUCUGCCUUUCCUUCAAUGCGAGGAGGCAGAUACUGAGGUGGUGCAACGCGCCCGAGUAUGUUCGAGUGAGCGUCAAGGACGGAGGAGGGGAAGAAGUCGCACAUAUGAAGGUCGUUCUCAAGUUCACGGGUGCAACAGACCAGGGGAAAUUCGAUUGCAUGGCGAUUCGAGAGACUAUCGAGAGAAGUGCUCGGGAUAACCGGUUGAAGGACGUGAAGGACGCGAUUGAUGGGAAGGAUGUCGAGGCGAAGGUGAGUUGCUCGGGAGAGGAGGUUACGGGGACUUGUCCCAAUGAAGAGUGCUUGUACCAGUUGGGGCCGUGUUUUAAGUAGUUUACAUAUAUCGAGAAGCUGGAUAUCGACUAGUAAUGCUUCAACAAAUUGCGUGGCACCGUGAGUCGUGAGGUGUGUGGUGUCGGUGGGAGCAUUUGGUGACGAGGCGUCACUGGCGUUGCAUGACCAUGACGCAGCAACUCCGCCGGACUCCCGAGAUAUAAUUUCCGA
Molecule: messenger RNA, 1407 nt
Organism: Alternaria rosae
Lineage: Eukaryota; Fungi; Ascomycota; Dothideomycetes; Pleosporales; Pleosporaceae
Exons: 2
Coding region: 139-1236 (365 amino acids)
Source: RefSeq, a predicted model, not a curated record